Messenger RNA from Cheilinus undulatus (humphead wrasse), 2476 nucleotides. RefSeq lists its product as uncharacterized. Lineage: Eukaryota; Metazoa; Chordata; Actinopteri; Labriformes; Labridae. Bases 454 to 1824 code for a protein of 456 amino acids. The record is from RefSeq and is a predicted model, not a curated record. The transcript is spliced from 2 exons. Gene Ontology annotation, molecular function: growth factor activity; nerve growth factor receptor binding. Gene Ontology annotation, biological process: nerve growth factor signaling pathway; regulation of neuron differentiation; negative regulation of neuron apoptotic process.
UUCAGAUCUUAAAACAUUUGGCCAACUUCUUCACCUCUUCACUUCUUCGUUCACAUAUUUGAACUCAGACACCUUCCCCCUUUUUGGCCUGCCUUGGAGGAGUUACAACUCAUGGAAUAUGCAAAGUUUGUGACAAGUUUUUGAUUCCUUUUUGGGCUUAUUACACUUUCCUCUCCCCCCUCAAGUGGAAGAAGCGCUCCUUGUGGUUUGUAACUUUAUUUUUCUUUUUUCACUCGUCGGAGUUUUUGGGGUUUACAUGCGAUGUCACGGACUAUUAAAAGGAGAAAGAAAUGUUUGUUUUAAGCUGCGUGGUUGCCGUACGAAGGUGUUUUUUGAGUUUAUUUUUUUGAAACCAGUUGAGUGACUGGCGACAGGACUCUAUAAUCAAUGUGGUGUCAGCUGGAAGGACGAGGGGUCCGGAUCUCACCUAAACGCUGAUACGUCUUGGGAGUGAUGCACUGGCUUCCCCUGGUUGCCAUGGUGAUUGCCUCGGCCCUGCCCUUCCCUCACAACCCUGUGUCCAGGAUUGCAGCCACGACCAUCCAGCCUGGGUUUGACAACCGCAGAGAGCGCCGUCAUGACCAGGCUGCUCGCAUGGCAGCUGACCCCUUGGACUACAAUUUCCAUGGAAAUGCCUCACAAAUGGACUACAACAUGGCUGACCCUGUUAGCCAACAAACCAGCCGACAAAACCUCCAGAACUCUAAGGAAUACGUGAAAUCCUCAGACGCCAAUAUGGCGAAUCAAGAAACUUACCAGUCGAAUAGUAAUUCAGGAGUUGGUUUGGAUGUUCUCACAGAAGGAGGAGCGCCCGGGAUUAAGGGUGUUCCUGAGGAUAAUUCUCUACCAAAGGAGUACAACACAGACACAAACAGGCAGGAAUACUCAACUUUUACAGACUUUUCCAAGAAGGAAACCCUUCAGGACUCUACAGAGAAACUGUCGCUGGUUUCUCCAGCUGGAUCUCAAAGUCCUGCUAAUGAUCUGAAGACGCAAACAGGACCACAACCAACAGCAUCUACCUUUGGGACAACUUUGGCUGGAAGACAUCCGACUCAGGAGAGUCUAAACCUGGAGGCAGGGCUGGGACUCGGGCCUGGGCAAGACCUAGACGGAGACGAGAUGUUUCUGGACGCACAUCCUCGAGUCCUGUUCUCGCCGUCACCAUUGCCUCCAGAACACCCUCCUCAUCUGCUCAUGCUGGAGAGUGGCCUGCUGGAGGAGGACGGCGGCGACAGGGAGGAGCAGGAGGACAUAGACGGACACAUCGAGGGUCAUGGGGAUCGAGCACUGGAGAGGACUCUUAGCUGGGUGGACUCUUCCAGAGCGACCGUCGACAUUCCCCGUGCUAUUAGAAGGGAUAAACGCUCGCACUUGAUGGACAGACGGAGAGGGGAAAAGUCGGUGUGCGAGUCGGAAAGCGUUUGGGUCACAAACAAGACGACUGCCAUCGACUCCCAGGGUCAGAGAGUCACUAUCCUGCAGGAAAUCCAGACCCAAACCGGACCGCUCAGGCAGUACUUCUACGAGACCCGCUGCCGCCAAGCUGAGCAGCAGAGUAGUCCCGGAAGGUCGAAAGGUGCGCCGGCGAAACCACUGGGGACUGGCGUUGCUGGGGCUAGCUGCUUGGGUGUGGAUAAAAAACAAUGGGUGAGCGAGUGCAAAGCCAAGCAGUCGUACGUCCGAGCGCUCACCAGAGACGCAAACAACAGAACCGGCUGGAGGUGGAUCCGAAUCGACUCGUCCUGCGUUUGUGUGCUGCUGUCCAGAACCAAUCAGGCGCUGGCGAGAGAGGCCUUGAUUAGGAAGGGGAGGGGGGGCUGAGAGAGGAGGAGUGAGAAAGAGACAGCUGUGACAUCUCUCCCGUCUGCCUUCCUUUCCGCGAUGACUCCAAAGACUUCUGAAAACACAAGACGACCUCAACACUAGAUCUUAGGGAAAUAUAGAGAUUUAACUGAAAAGUACUGUUUUUGUAUGUCUUAUCUUUCAUAAUCUAAGUUAUUUUUGACUAGUACGUAAGCAUGUGUAUGUCUUUGAUAUUAAUAUAUUCCUUUAUAUAUAAAUAUAUGUGUACAAUAUGACACCAGUAUACCUUUAUGUAUGAAGCUAUGUUUAUCUGAGUGUAUUUAUAGAAGAAGUCUUCAUGGAGUGGUAGGUCUCUCCAGUGUCUGAUGAUAAUUCCAGCCUCUCUGCUCCACUUUGGUUGUGAGAGGAAGGAGCGCCACCUACUGAGGCUCUAUUUUACUGCUCCACAAUUGCUCCCAUAUGGAUUACCAUGAAUAUUGUAACAGUCUCAUGAAAGGAGGAUGUAUUCGAUACAGAAUCUACAGCGUGGGCACACUGAAACAGGCUGAUACAUCUCCAUCUGUGAAACUCGUUCAUGAAUGUAAAAACCAUGUGGUUUUUAAAUCAUAUAUGACACCAAAACUAAUUUUCACACCUGCUGGUUUGUUCAGUUUUCCUGCCAAAUUUGGUA